Neohortaea acidophila is the source of this 1659-nucleotide messenger RNA. RefSeq names its product mitochondrial putative choline dehydrogenase. The transcript has a single exon. Gene Ontology annotation, molecular function: oxidoreductase activity, acting on CH-OH group of donors; flavin adenine dinucleotide binding. Lineage: Eukaryota; Fungi; Ascomycota; Dothideomycetes; Mycosphaerellales; Teratosphaeriaceae. Bases 1 to 1659 code for a protein of 552 amino acids. The record is from RefSeq and is a predicted model, not a curated record.
AUGGCCGCCACCACCUUCGACUACAUCAUCUGCGGCGGCGGAACAGCAGGCUGCGCCCUCGCCGCCCGCCUCAAACAAGGCAACCCCCAAUCCAGCAUAGCACUGAUCGAGCGCGGCAGCAGCGAAGUGCAACACAGCCCGGAAGUUCUCGCGCCACUGGGAUUCGCCAAAGCCCCCGAGCUAGGCAUUGCGAAGAUUCACGACUCCGUUCCGCAGGCGGCGCUCAAUGGACGGAGUAUUGGGCUUUGGGCGGGGAACAUGCUGUCUGGAUCGAGUGGGGUUAAUGCGGGUUUGUGGAUGCGAGGGGAUGCUAAGGAUUACGAUUAUUGGGCGAAGUUGGUGGGGGAUGAGAGGUGGAGUUAUAAGGGGUUACUCCCUUACUUUCGCCGUACGGAGAAGUGGCAUGAUGCCGCCGGGCUGAAGGAGUUGCAUGGCUUCGAUGGUCCGAUGAACACCCUGGUCGGCCCGGGAUAUCCUCUCAAGGAGCAAGUCCGGGAUGCGUUUGUGGAGUUGGGACUCAACGAGAAUACGGGUAGGGAAGACGGCGAUCAGUCCGGGAUUCUGGCACAUUGUGAGAACUUUCGACCGACUCGUCAGCCAGCUGGUGUCGUUUAUGACUUGAGUCAGGUGCACGUCGUCGACAAGGCUGUCGUCCGGAAGGUGCUCAUCGGGGCUUCAGGCCAUACCGGGCCCAGAGCCACGGGAGUCGAGCUUGUCGAUGGGAGAUCGUUCCACGCAACACAAGAGGUCAUCAUCAGCGCUGGAUCGUACGGCACCACUCAAAUACUGAUGCUCAGCGGAAUUGGAGCCCGCGAUCAGCUGGAUGCGCUAGGCGUACCGACUGUCAUCGAGAGCCCGGACGUCGGGAGAAACAUGUGGGAUCACGCCGCGUGUUACACCUGCUGGCGACUCAAGCCCGAAGCGGAGGCGAAAGGAUUCGCCUUUGGCAGUCCGGACUUCAUGUCGAGGCCGGGCGCGCUAGAAGGGCUGCCAGUCGACUGGGAAGCGAAUGAACAUCUGUCCAGCCCAGAACUCACCAAAGCACUGCAAGAAGACGGCCUUGCUCCGGACAUCGUGGAGGGGUUCGGCUUUGCGAAGAGGGUGACGAAUUGGCUCAGCGUGGUCUAUAUGCCGAUCGUCACGGGGCCGGAUUACAACGUCGCUGUCGAUGGCAAGGUGAUUGGCAUCGGCAUGUUGAACUACCAGCCAGCAUCGCGAGGGACAGUGACUCUACGCUCAGCCGAUCCACUGGAACCUCCAGACAUCGAUCCCAUGUACCUGUCAGCACAAUACGAUCGCGUACUCAUGCGCACGGCCGUUCGAAGAACCCUUCUUGUGGCCGAGUCGAAGGCUCUCGCACCUUACAUUGACGGAGAAGAAGUGCCGGCAGGUUACACGGUCCUGAACUCCAAGAGCUCCGAUGCGGAGAUUGACGACCGCAUUCGGAAAUGCCUUGGUACCAUUUACCACCCGGCCGGCACGGCUGCUAUGGGCAAGGUGGUGGAUUCCAGUCUGCGUGUCAAGGGCGUGGAGGGGCUUCGAGUCUGCGAUGCCAGCGUUUUCCCUGCCCCCAUUUCGGCGACUACGCAGGCUACGGUGUAUGCGGUUGCGGAGUGUUUUGCGGACAUGUUGUUGCGGGAAGGCAUGGCUGCGUCGUAG